UUUCAGUCCACGCGGAUCCUCGCAAGUGAGCUGAGUGACGCAGUUGAGCUUCUUCCACAAAAGAUGCGUCUGGUUGUAGCAAUCUUUUGGAUGAUGGCAGGGACAGCGUGGGCAAUGGACAACCUCUACGAUGAACAUUUUCCUUCUCUUCACCCUAACUGCACCCAGAGUCUUACAGAUCUUCUCUUGCUGCGCCAAGAAGUCCAGCUGAAAGAACUGAAGGAGGUCGAGCAAGUGUCUGCAGGAAUCUUGAGGGAGAUAGCCGACAUCUUGACUGACAAUAAGAUUUCCUUCACGUCUAAAGAAGUAUCCUGUCCUGGUAACUUCAGAAAGUGCGGCGACACUUGCCUGUACCUUGCCAUAGACACCGACGCGAACUGGGCAGCUGCUCGAGUUUUUUGCCAAGGAUUGGGAGGAGAUUUGGCCGUGUUUCGAGACGCUAAUGCAUUCGCAGAGGCUCUCAAAUACGUUAAAAGUUCGGUCGCUGUGCAGGGAACGCCUGUCUGGGUGGGCGGAACAGACCGCAUACUAGAAGGGGAAUGGAGGUGGGUCUCUGGAGAAGACAUGCCAAGAGGAACGCCCUUUUGGGGAGCUUAUAACUAGUAGGUCAUUU
Molecule: messenger RNA, 613 nt
Organism: Penaeus monodon (black tiger shrimp)
Lineage: Eukaryota; Metazoa; Arthropoda; Malacostraca; Decapoda; Penaeidae
Product: ladderlectin-like
Exons: 5
Coding region: 64-603 (179 amino acids)
Source: RefSeq, a predicted model, not a curated record